This is a messenger RNA of Seminavis robusta, 2113 nucleotides long. The record is from the annotation of a GenBank genome assembly. Lineage: Eukaryota; Bacillariophyta; Bacillariophyceae; Naviculales; Naviculaceae.
CGGAGAUCCAAAGAAGAUCUCUUGCUUGUUGAUUUCUGCCGUUCUGUUUUUCUUCAUUGGCUGCUCUGUUGCCAUUACCUUGCCAUUAUUGUUGUCGCUGCCAUCAACCCCUUUCUAAAGGAGACUCAGCUUAUUACGGGAUUUCCUCGGCAAGCAUAAACUGUUGGCUACUGGUGCCGAAUUUGCCAACUCGAUCUGCUGCUCACUCCAAGCAAACAGAUUGUUCCCUUGGAUCCUACUUCUUCUCCCGUAUCAUCCCCCACAAGUUCUAUCCCAGGGGUGUUUCUUUCAGGUUGCUGCUGUUUUUAAGAACUAGCUAGCUAGUAGUAGACAAGGGGUGCCAUGUUUCCGUCCAUUGAACCAAGCGACGUCGGUUUAACCGGUCUAUUGUGGCUCUUUGUGAGUUAUGGAUACGUUCUGUAUUAUGCCUCCAACCUCAUUGGGGAAGGAAGCGAACUGCUGCUCCUUGUGCCAUCCAUGGCAGGGCUGGUAGGAGGAGUUGUCUUGCCCGUGUUGGGAGCCGUCCCAGAUGGAGCCAUCAUUCUCUUUAGUGGUCUUGGAACCAAAGCAGUGGCUCAGGAAACGUUGGCUGUGGGAGUGGGGGCUUUGGCUGGAUCCACCAUUAUGCUUUUAACCGUUCCCUUUGCCGUAUCAAUCUAUUCCGGUCGGGUCGAUAUCGUCAAUGGCACCCCUAACUACAAGGGAAAACCAAAACUAACCUACAAAGAAUCCUUCAUGUUCGACUUGAAGCAUACCGGGGUCAUUGUCACGGAACCCGUCAAACACGGUGGCAUCAUCAUGGCAAUUACCACAAUUCCCUACUUUUUAAUUCAAGUUCCCGCCCUGUUUCUGCACGGACCCACCGAAGAAGUAGCCGAAGGAGAGCAUUGGUGGGCAGGUUCCGGCAUGAUUGUUUGUUUGGUCGGACUCUUUGCCUACAUUUGGUUGCAACUCACGAUUUCCAAGAAAGGAGAAGACAAGGGUAAGCGCAUUGCCAUUAUGAAAAAGCUUUUGACGGAGGGCAAGGUGAGCCUAUCCGGAGCCUUAAAGGCCAAUGUCGAGGAAAUGGGUGAAGUAGAACGCAAUGCCGCAACGGAAUAUCAAGCCAUUCAACAAGGCGAUCAAUCUUCCGGGAACUAUCCUCCACCCAAAAUUGCAGAGUACCUGAAAGAAGUCCUGAAAGAUGCGUACUUGGGAUACGACGAAAACAGAAACGGUCUGCUGGAUCCUCGCGAAGUUCAAACCUUCUUUCGCGAUUUUCACGAAAACAUUCGAGAAGAGGAAAUGGACGCUUUGUUCAGGAAAUUCGACACGGACGGCAAUGGGACCAUUUGCUUUGAUGAAUUCAUUGGAAUGGCGUACACCUUAAUCACCGAGGAUAAAGACGAUAUCCGCUCUUCGGUUCGUCCACUGACACAGGGAGUGGCGGAGGGUAUCUAUUCCGAGGACCUCGACGGAGAAGAAGAAGAGGAAGUACCGGAGGAUUUUGCCGAUCUUCCUCCCGAUCAACAACAACUUGCCAUCAAAAAGCGCGCGUUUGUCAUGCUCACGAUUGGAACCACUCUGGUCGUUCUAUUCUCGGAUCCAAUGGUAGACGUCAUGCAGCAGAUUGCAACCAGGACCGGUAUUGAUGCUUUCUAUGUGUCAUUCGUUCUUGCUCCCUUGGCGUCGAAUGCCAGUGAGGUGAUUGCCAGUCAGUACUACGCAGCCAAGAAAACAAGAAAAACAAUGACGGUAUCUUUGUCUGCUUUGGAAGGGGCAGCAUCGAUGAACAACACAUUUUGUCUCUCCAUUUUCAUGGGUCUCAUCUACUUCCGCGGCCUCGCCUGGCAAUACACAGCUGAGACUCUUGCCAUUGUUUUGGUUGAAUUUUUCAUGGCGUAUAUUGUACAAAGGGAGUUCUUGACAACACUGCAAGGGUUCUUCAUCUUGAUGGUGUUCCCGCUGAGUCUUGUCCUCGUCGCAGUGUUGGAGAAGCUAGGCUUUGACUAGACUAACUGUGGUUCUUGGUCGUUCAAGAAGGGGGCAUGUGCAUGCUUGUAAUAGUUUUGAAUGUAGUAACCUUAAGACUCCACCUCUAUUAUUGCUAGUUGUUUCUACUUUUUCUGGUGCC